Messenger RNA from Aspergillus ruber CBS 135680, 636 nucleotides. Its product is annotated as gamma-glutamylcyclotransferase family protein. Gene Ontology annotation, molecular function: gamma-glutamylcyclotransferase activity. The record is from RefSeq and is a predicted model, not a curated record. The annotation marks the transcript as partial. Lineage: Eukaryota; Fungi; Ascomycota; Eurotiomycetes; Eurotiales; Aspergillaceae. The transcript has a single exon.
ACUACAAUCACAACCACCUUCCCAGACACAACAAAGCCCAAUCCCUCGCGCCCCCUCUACUUCGCCUACGGUUCGAACCUCUCCGCCGUGCAGAUGCGCAUGCGCUGUACAAAUAACCCCGCUUUGUCCGGGAAUCCAGUCGCGAUUGGAAGAUUGGAAGGCUGGAGGUGGAUUAUUUGUGAGGCCGGCUAUGCGAAUGUACUCCCACCGAGGGAAUUGAGGGUUGAAGAGCAGGUAAAGGCUACUACUGUUGAUGAUGGGUGUAAGGUGUGGGGUGUUCUGUAUGAGAUGGCCCCCGAGGAUGAAUUCCUGCUCGAUGGGUACGAAAACGUUGAUCAUUCCUCUGGCCUGGCUAGCAUUGAUCUUGGUGGUGUGAGGCCUAGAGAACAGGGCGAGGGCCAUUAUAACAAGUGGUAUCUACCGGCGACAAUCACGAUGUGGCUGGAUGGGGAGCAAGAGAAAGCUAGAGGGGGUGGUGGGAAGGAGAUUGUUUUGGUUUAUGUGGAUGAGAAACGGGUGCGGAUGGGUCCGCCGAAGGAGGAGUAUGUUGGGAGGAUGAAUCGAGCGAUUCGAGAGGCGGAGGAGUUGGGAGUGGAUAGGGUUUGGGUGAGGGAUGUCAUGAGGAGGUUUAUUCCU